Molecule: messenger RNA, 2420 nt
Organism: Procambarus clarkii (red swamp crayfish)
Lineage: Eukaryota; Metazoa; Arthropoda; Malacostraca; Decapoda; Cambaridae
Source: RefSeq, a predicted model, not a curated record
UACCUGACGGGGGAGAUACUGGGUGACGGAGGGCCGCUCCUUACCAACGGUACUCUCAUCCUGGGACAAGAACAGGACGGAGUGUCCCAAGGGUUCGACCCCAACCAGGUGCUGCUGGGGGAGCUGGCUCAGGUGAGCUUCUGGGACCGACUAGUGACGCAGGAGGAGGUGAGGACCAUGGCCUCCUGCAUGGCUUCGCCGCCCCGGGCCGUCUUCUCCUCAGACACCGUUAACUUGGAGCUUUUCGGCGACGUGACGGAGAAGUGGGUCCACUUGAGCCACUUCUGCAGUCCUCUCCCAAGGUACGUCUUGCUGCCAGAGACCCAGAGCAUCACCGACGCACGGAGACAGUGUGUCCUUACUAACGCCUCCUUGGCCCUACCCACUUCUGGCGAAGAAAACCAGCGACUCCUAGACGCGCUUCAGGGCUUCAUGGACGUCUGCGCCGUCACCAACGUCAGAAAGCUUUGGUUGGGUGCUUCAGACGGGACAGUAGAAGGAAAGUGGCGAAUUGACGGUACUGGAGACUUGAUGAUUUUCAACCGGUUUUACCCUCCGGCUCCUAACGGCGGGACGGUCAAUAACUGUUUAGUUAUGCGCAGCGACGGUGCCUGGGAGGACGAUAUUUGUGACGAGAGAAACAAGAAAUGCGCCGCCUGUUACUACCAAGGUUCCGACUUUCUCCGUCUUCGAGGUCUGUGCUUUGAUAAUGAGCAUCAGCAGCGCUUCGCGGUGACCGGGUACAUGAGUGGUAAACCCAUGUACAGAGGGUAUUACAACCUCUUAAUCCACUGGCUCUCGAACAACACUUGGUACCUUACCGACACCAAAACCAAUAUAACUAUCGCCACGACUACUUUUGAUACCGCCACGCACUACCCCAUUGGACGCAACACCUGGAUGCUCCAUAGCACCAUCUGCGACACUCCGGCAGGCGACGAGAUAGAACUCAGUCUCUCCGCCUGUGAUGACGACCAAUACAUGUGCAGAGACGGAGAGUGCAUCCCCUCUACUGAACGGUGUAACCUCAGGAGCGACUGUCAUGACGGCAGCGACGAAGAAACCUGUAAUUUCUUAUUACUUCCGAAGGGCUACAGGAACUACCUGACUCCUGUGAAUCCCGAGACAGGCGAGAAACUGGGCCUCCAUCCCCACAUCAUCCUCACUAGGUUUGAUGCCAUCGAAGAUAUCAGUAUGACAGUGUCCAUGGAGCUGAAGGUCUCGCUCUCCUGGCUGGACCACCGCCUCACCUUCGCUAACCUCCAGGACUCUCAACGAGCCAGCCUCAUCUCGAGGAGUGACCAAGACAGCAUGUGGCUCCCUGACUACAAGUUUGAGAACAUAUACCGAGGAAAUAUUAAGACUCUGGAGGAGACUGUCGCCGUGGAGAGAAGCUCCGACCAAUUGAAGCCAGAGUUUAACCGACUCAACAUGGAUACGCUGUUCCCUGGGACAAAAAACUCUCUGACGCAGACGAAAAAAUUCAUUGGCACGUUUACCUGCGAUUUCCAGCUAUAUUUUUACCCCUUCGACUCCCAGUUGUGCGAGAUUCAGCUCCAGCUGUCCACUGAACUGAAGGACCACGCUGUCUUCGCCUUCAAGCAGGGCGUGGCUGAGUAUAUUGGCGCCGAACACCUCCCUCUGUACACCGUGCAGGGCGUCACCCUUAGGAACCACACCCAACCUGCUCUUAUGUCCGUCGACUUCAUCUUGAAGCGUCGUUCAGGCAUCGUGGUGCUGACGACCUUCGUGCCAACAGUGCUGCUGCUGCUGGUGAGCUGGGCCACGCUCUUCGUGAAGAUAGAGAACCUAAACGUUCGCGCCACCAUGGCCCUCACCAGCCUCCUCGUUCUGUACACCAUGUUUUCUAAUCUCUCUCGCUCCCUCCCCUCCACGGCGGAGAUCAAACUCAUCGAUGUCUGGUUCUUCUUCAUCAUCUUCCUCAUCUUUAGCAACAUCAUGGUCCACGUCUUCGCCGAAUAUCUUCCUCUCCACCCGGAGGAACGUUGCAUCAAAGUCUCGAGCCUCACAGGGCCGAAGUCCUUCUCCAAGAGUAAGAUCUCCUCCAGGAGUAAGUUCACUCCCGCCAAGCUUCUGAAGCUUCAGCGAUACUUCAUUGUCCCCUUCGCGUUUCUAGUCUUCAGUAUUUAUUUCUGGUGUAAAGCUUUCCUGCAGUGAUUUUCACUUGUUUUUCAUUGACAAUGUUCACUUGUCUCUCGUAAGAACGAUGUUCACUUGUUUCUCCUAGAGACAAUGUUCGCUUGUCUCUCCUAGAGACAAUGUAUCGUCUGCACCAAUCCUUAGCUGUAGCCUCUGUUUACCUGGCAAUGAUAGGGUACUUGUAAAACUAUUUGGCGGGUCGUAUUCCGGGCAAACAUUUGGAUUAAGGACCUGCCCAAAACGCUAUGCGUGCUAGUGGC